AUGGGUGUGUUGGACAAGCUUACUAUUGCCGUUGUUGGUACCCAUCCCCAUGAUGCUAAACAGAUCAAAGCCUGGAUCGAGCGAAACGACGGCAAAUACUCUGCGAAGAUCAACAAGAGCGUCACCCACCUCAUCGCCAGUAAAGAGGCAUACAAGAAACCCGCCGACGCUGUACAACAAGCCACCGACCUCAACAUCCACGUAGUCAGCUAUGACUGGUUUGACGACUCGUUGCAAGCAAAGAAGAAGCUCGGUACUAGGAAGUACACAUGGGAAGUACUUAUGAAAGAGAGGAGGAAGAAGAAAGAGCUGAAGAGGAUAGGUACUCUGGCGGAUGGCAGUAAGUUCAGGAAAGGUUGUGAGAACAUCGAAGGGUUGACUGGAUCAGGUACGUCGAAAACAUCUCCCGUUGUUACGAGAAAGCCGAGAAAGAGCAAGAGUUUCUUCUUUGCGACGUCUGCCCCGGCUGUUGCGCCCAUCCCUUUUGUUUCUGCAAAGGAAGACCUCUUGCGUAGGAGGGCGGAGAGAGCAGCUGCAUUGGCUGAGGGUGCUGGAACUGGAGCUUGUGAGGGCCGAGCAAAGAACUCUAUUGAAGUCAUGGAUGACACUCCAAGCCCGGCCAGCCACUCUCCAAAGCCCGUCGCUGUUAUCCAGACACCUCUCAAGAAAUCCAAGCCCCCUUCUACUUCCAAGAAAGUCCAACAAGCUAAGAUCUCUCACUGGAAAGAGGAUUAUCACUACUAUCAAGAUACGGACGGCUUCGAGUACAAGAUCCUGCUUGUACGCGUGGACAAUCCUCCCUACGGCUCUGCAAACUACAAGCCUGCCAAGAUCUUACCGGCAGCAGAGAAAGAAGAGAAGGAAGAUGUGAAGCAACAAGUAUCUCCCAACAACAACGACAUCACUCAGCAACCCGAAGCGAGCCGCCUGCUGUCCAUCAUCACCAAGCCAGCCCCAACACCAGAGGCUCCGUACAACGGCGAGCUAUGCCCCCGCGGCAGUGACUUCUCUACCGCCAUGCGCUCAUUCCGCCACGCCUUCCGCGAUCUUACCCUCCUCUCUUGGGAAGAACGCUUCGACGACGACAAAACCCUCCAAAAAGCGCGCGCCCAAAUCCUUAACAUCGAGCCCUUCUGGUACGGAAAACCGAAAAUGGGCAUGCCAAUGGGCCGCCUACCCCAAGCACCAAGCAUGUACACAGGCACAACAACCGGCCUCGAAGUCCUCGGCGACAUAUCCGACACCUACAUCCGUGGUACCUCUCUCCUCCCCUCCAUAUCCUACCCCCUCACCCGCCACGGCAUAAUCGGCGGCCCCAUCCACCGCGACGCCGAAGACGCCCGCAAAGCCGAAGAAGCCCGUCUCCAAGCUAUCGCCGACGCGGGAGAAGUUGAAAAGAGGAAGGCAGGUCUAUUGCGUGCUAGGGAUAUGAAGGUCAACCAUAACCGACCCAUGUUUAAUGGGCCGAUGGGUAGACCUACAGUGGACGCGUAUGGCCAGCAUAUCAGUUAUAGGGGUGAUGGGGGCGUGAGUAAGUAUUCGGUGCCGAUGCCGGUAGGCGGUGGAGGGAAUGCUAAUAGGGGGUUUGUGGCGCCGGAGUUUGCGCAUUUGCUUAGUGGGAGUAAUAGGAAGAGGAGGCUGUUUCCGAGUGAGAGGCUGGAGUGA
This is a messenger RNA of Alternaria triticimaculans, 1665 nucleotides long. RefSeq lists its product as uncharacterized. The record is from RefSeq and is a predicted model, not a curated record. The transcript is spliced from 3 exons. Bases 1 to 1665 code for a protein of 554 amino acids. Lineage: Eukaryota; Fungi; Ascomycota; Dothideomycetes; Pleosporales; Pleosporaceae.